Rhagoletis pomonella (apple maggot) is the source of this 735-nucleotide messenger RNA. Its product is annotated as deubiquitinase DESI2-like. The coding region runs from base 1 to 735 and encodes 244 amino acids. The record is from RefSeq and is a predicted model, not a curated record. Gene Ontology annotation, molecular function: deubiquitinase activity. Gene Ontology annotation, biological process: protein deubiquitination. Lineage: Eukaryota; Metazoa; Arthropoda; Insecta; Diptera; Tephritidae. The transcript has a single exon.
AUGCAUUCGAAUAAACCGCUAUUUAGCAAAUUCAAUUUCGGCAGCUGCUUUGAUACGCCCUUUACGAGAGCACGCUAUAAUGAAUCAACAGCAGCGGCUACAGCAAUAACGACAACAGAAACAGCAACGACCACCACCACCACCUCGACACAGUCAACGAAGCCACAACCACGUAAUUGUGUGCAUGCCCGACUGGGCACUUUCUGCGAACCCGUCAAGUUGAAUGUCUAUGACAUACUCAAAAUCAAUGAGUACUCCGCUUAUAUUGGACUUGGCGCCUUUCAUUCCGGCGUCGAACUCUAUGGCACUGAAUUCGCCUAUGGCGGCCAUCAAUUUCCAUUUACGGGUAUCUUUGAAAUGUUGCCACGUGACCAUGCGGAUUUGGGUACGAAUUUUCAAUUUCGCCAGACCGUCAAUCUCGGAUGCACCCAAUUCACAUGUCAGCAGGUGUAUGAGAUAGUCGAAGAGUUGGGUCAGAAGUUUACUGGCAGUUCAUAUCAUUUGAUCAAUAAUAAUUGCAAUCAUUUCUGUGACUAUUUGGCGCGAUUUCUUUGUGGCAAAGCAAUACCCGGCUGGGUGAAUCGAUUGGCAACCAUUAGCGGUUAUGUGCCAUUUUUACAACGCAUCCUACCGCGUGACUGGUUGACGCCGAGGACAACGCUACGUGAAAGUGUGACUGUUAUGGAGAAUAGCAAUUCCACUUCGUAUGCCAAUGUGAUUAAUAGAGAGAAAUAA